AUGUCGGCCCCCGCGCUGCCCGAAGACCAGGCCCGCCUGCUCGAAGAUGCCCUCGUAGCUGUGCGCCAGCAGACCGCGCUCAUGCGCAAAUGCCUCGACACGCCCGGGAAGCUGAUGGAUGCUCUCAAGUGCUGCUCUACCCUCGUCUCGGAACUCCGGACAAACAGCCUGGGACCUAAGCAAUACUACGAGCUCUACAUGGCCGUCUUCGAUGCCCUCCGAUACCUCUCUGUCCACCUCCGCGAGAACCACCCGGUCAACCACUUGGCGGAUCUGUAUGAACUCGUACAGUAUGCCGGAAAUAUCAUACCGAGGCUUUACCUGAUGAUCACGGUCGGGACUGCCUACAUGGCUGUCGACGGAGCGCCAGUCAAGGAGCUGAUGAAGGACAUGAUGGAUAUGAGCCGAGGCGUCCAGCACCCGAUCCGUGGGCUGUUCCUCCGUUACUACCUCUCCGGCCAGGCCCGGGAUUACCUCCCGGACGGUGAUGGCGAGGGACCGGAAGGCAAUCUGCAGGACUCGAUCAACUUCGUUCUGACCAAUUUCGUCGAGAUGAACAAACUCUGGGUGCGGCUACAACAUCAAGGCCACUCGCGAGAACGGGAUCAAAGGACACAGGAGCGUAAAGAGCUGCAGCUGUUGGUUGGGAACAACAUCGUCCGACUCAGCCAGCUCGUGGACCUCGCCAACUACAAGAACGGCAUUCUGGCCCCGUUGCUGGAGCAGGUUGUCCAAUGUCGGGACGUCUUGGCCCAGGAGUACCUGCUCGAGGUCAUUAUCCAGGUCUUCCCCGACGAAUUCCAUCUCUACACCCUCGACCAAUUCCUGGCAGCCGUGUCGCGGCUGAACCCACAUGUCAAUGUCAAGGCGAUUGUCAUAGGCUUGAUGGAUAGGCUUUCCAAGUAUGCGGAACGCGAGUCGCAGAACGAGUCGGACGAGACCAGAGGGAAGAUGGAGGAGGAAGCAUUGGCCAACCUGCUCGAGAAGGUCAAACUUAACAAGGAACACGAUGAGAGUGCACCGCCUGCCCCCAAAGACGCUGACGUCAACGCUGGGGCUGGGGCCGGAGAUGAGGCUGCUGCGUCCGAGAAUGCGAACGGAGAGCAGGCCGAGGGGGACGCUACUUCAACGGCGGAGACCCUGGCAAAGGAGGAGACGGAGGAAACGCCAUCAAUAGCAGAAACUGAGGCGACGGCGGUCAACGGGGACGAAGCCGAAGAGGCGGCCCAAGAGGAAGCCCAAGAGGAACCUGCGAAGAAGAAGAGGGGAAUCCCGGAGAACGUGCCCCUCUACGAGAUCUUCUUUGGCCAGGUCAAGAACCUCGUCCAGGCACAGCAUCUGCCCAUCCAGCACACGAUAGCCCUGUGUGUGUCCCUCACAAACCUAGCGCUCAACAUCUACCCAGAACGAUUGGAUUACGUGGACCAGAUCUUGGAAUAUGCCAACAGCAAGGUUAAGGAGCACGCCAACAGUGCCGACCUCCACUCACAGCCCGCGCAACAGAGUCUGCUCUCCCUCUUGCAGGGACCCAUGAAGAGAUACGUCUCCGUCUUCACGGCUCUGUCUCUGCCCACCUACGUGCCCCUUUUCCAGUCGCAGACCUAUCCGACACGGCGAGCCGUUGCAGGUGACGUCGCGAGGACCCUGCUGAAGAAUCACACCCUGAUCGCAACGCCGGCCCAGCUCGAGAACGUCCUCGAGAUCCUCAAAGUGCUGAUCAAGGAGGGCUCUCAUCCACCGUCCGGUUACCCCGGAGUAGUCCAACAACGGACGCGUGCGCUUGAGACGGACGAGACGAUGGAGGAGCAGGGCUGGCUGGCGCGGCUGGUCCAUCUCCUGCACUCGGACGACAACGACACCCAGUUCCGCCUGCUCCAAAUGACCCGCAAGGCCUACUCCGAGGGCAACGACCGUAUCCGGACGACUACGCCGCCCCUUGUCACGGCCGGGUUGAAGCUAGCCCGGCGGUUCAAGGCUCGGGAGCAUUACGACGACAACUGGUCCAGCCAGUCAUCCUCCCUGUUCAAAUUCCUGCACUCGGCCGUGUCGACGCUGUACACGAGGGUCAACGGGGCCGGCGCCGCCGAGCUCUCCCUCCGGCUCUUCUGUUCCUGCGGCCAAGUCGCCGACACGGCGGGCUUCGAGGAGGUGGCGUACGAGUUCUUCGCGCAGGCCUUCACCGUCUACGAGGAGGCGGUCAGCGACUCCAAGGCGCAGUUCCAGGCCGUCUGCGCCAUCGCGAGCUCGCUGCACCAGAGCCGCAACUUCGGCAAGGAGAACUACGACACGCUCAUCACCAAGUGCGCCCAGCACGCGAGCAAGCUCCUGCGGAAGCCCGACCAGUGCCGGGCCGUGUACCUGGCGAGCCACCUGUGGUGGGCGACGCCCAAUCCCGACAGUGCGGAGGGAGAGGAAACAGAGCUGUAUCGGGAUGGCAAGCGGGUGCUCGAGUGCCUGCAGCGCGCUCUCAGAGUGGCCGACUCGUGUAUGGAGACGGCCACGUCGAUUGAGCUGUUCGUCGAGAUCCUCGACAGAUACGUCUACUACUUUGAGCAGCGGAAUGAAUCGGUCACGACAAAAUACCUCAAUGGUCUCAUCGAGCUCAUCCACUCCAAUUUGGCGGGUAACCAGCAAGACUCGCCGUCUGUUGAGGCGAGCAAGAAGCAUUUCUACCACACUCUCGAGAUGAUCCGGAGUAAGGAAUACGAGGGCGUGGUGCUCAGUGCAAAAUGA
Molecule: messenger RNA, 2733 nt
Organism: Phialemonium atrogriseum
Lineage: Eukaryota; Fungi; Ascomycota; Sordariomycetes; Cephalothecales; Cephalothecaceae
Product: vacuolar protein sorting-associated protein 35
Exons: 4
Coding region: 1-2733 (910 amino acids)
Biological process (GO): intracellular protein transport; retrograde transport, endosome to Golgi
Cellular component (GO): late endosome; retromer complex; retromer, cargo-selective complex
Source: RefSeq, a predicted model, not a curated record